GUUCUAUUGAGAUACUACCUCUCUGUUUCUUUACCCUGGAUUUUUAUAAAGUUGCACAGGCCUGAGCGAGCCUUGUUUACAAUCGAUCGGUGAUUAUGUCAGAAUUAGUAUCUUCUUUUAGGCUCAAAAGCUCUUAAUCCGUUAGUUAAUUUUAGAGGAACUUAGCGAACUCACUUUUACUUGUAACUUAAUCAAGUUGUAUUGCAAAAUGUUAGUAAGUGACUCGACAACGAAAAUCGGCUUAAUAUUGCUUAGUGGAAGAUUUGUGUACCGAUAGGUUUCAUUCUCUCCUGAGGCAUGUUAAAAAACCACCAUAGUUCAUCAUUAGCAGAUAAAAUUAGUUUUAUUCAUGUGAGAUCAUCCUUAGGAGAAGCGAUAUUUUUUUGGAAGAUUUUAUUUUCAUUAAGUGAUUCAUGUACAAAUUCAUGUUUAUAGACACAUGGUGUUUAAAUAAAUGUGAGCUGAAAUAACUCAAUGAACUAGGAAUAGACUCUUAUCAGCAGUUUUCUUAAACGUAUGUCAGAAACGUACAUGUAUGUAUGUUUGUAUGUAACAGAGUAUAUGUACAAAUAUGAAUAGACGAGAAUGUAGACAUUUAUCUUUUUUUUUAAUAUGUAUAUGUUCUUUUGUUUGUUUUUAUGAAGUUAUUAUUUUUUUCUGAAGUGUAUAUUGAUUUUUAAAUAUUAAUAAAAUUAUAUAGUUAGUGAAAUUUUGUUAGAAGUGUAAACAGUUCUAUAAUUUUAUGUUGCUUGUUGUUUAAUAACAUAGGGACAGUUUUAUUUAAAUUGUUUUAAUUCAUAAAAUUAUUUGUUAUAUAAAAGCAGAUAUUUAUGCCUUCAUUAAUAAGAUGAAUUAGGGUUAUGCUGCUUAUAAAUGUAUUUGUGUACACUUGUGAAGUUCAGUGUUGUGUUGGGUUAUAAAUGAUUCAGUGGAUUGACUCCUUGUGUUAGUUUGAAGAAUGCUUCCCUCUAAAGGAUAUUUUUCUGGCAUGCCAUGCCCUUUUUAUGAUUCUGGCAUUUGCGAGAGGCCCCAUUGCCAUUUUAGACAUAGCAAAAAAGAUAGGACUAAUCCUUCUGAAGAAGAUGGGUCUAAAUCAGAUAAAGAUAGUAAUGUUAAUAUUAUCAAAGAAUUAGUUACUGAAACUGUAAAACAUGUGUUAUCCCACACUGAUAUCAGAGAUAAGACAGAAACCUCAGGCUUGAAUACUGAAGCUAUCGUGACAGAUGUCGUUAAAACUUUUCAACCUGGUAUUGAAUCUAAAAUUGAUGGAAACACCAAAGAAUAUAACAAUACUGUUGAAGUCCCGUCUUAUAAACCUACUCCUAUAUCAGAAUUGAAUAAAAAACAUAUACCUGUUGUUUAUGCCCCUACAAGACCAGUUUAUUUAGACAGAUUUAAAAAGAGGGAAAUAAAGGAGUCAGUAUUAUAUACACCUAAAAGUUUGAGUGAAAAUUCUUCUCCUACAUCUACUUAUAUUCCAUCAUCUUCAUCAUCCAAAACUCGCUGUGAAGCUUAUUCACCAGAAAAUGUUAGCUCUUAUAGGUUUUUUACAAGUCAAAUUUCUGAUGACAAUAUCACCGUUACUAAUGAUGAAAUACAAAUUUCAACUGAAGAAAAUAGUGGACUUAAUAUUAAAAAAAAUUAUGGGUUAGAAGUAAGUAAUCUUAAAACACUAGAAGCUUUGGAUAAACUGAUCGAAGAUGAGUUUGAUAUCAAACCUCUUCCAGAUUCACUUGACAAAGAUAAUGUCAAAUUAAAGAAGGAAGUUGAGUUAAAGUCUAGUAUUUCUCCCGACAUCAUUGACAAUCCGUGUAAAGUACUUCCACCAAAAGUUAUUGAAAGUGAAGAUUCAUCUCAAAAAAAUAAAACUCAUCCUGUUUCCAAACAUAGCCAUUCAAAAAAUAAAGGACAUAGUAGUGAUAAUUCUUCAAAACAUAUUUCCAGCCAUGAAAAGCAUAGUCAUUCAAAAAGUAAAUCUCAUUCUGGUGACAUUUCUAAAUCUCAUACCAACAAAGAUAAGACUUCUAAAUUAAGUAUUUCUGAUGAAAAAAACAGUCCCAAAAGCCAUUCUAGCGACCAUUCUUCAAAGCGUACCUCUAGCCACGACAAACAUAGCCAUUCUAAAAGUAAAACUCAUUCUAAUGAAAGUUCUUCAAAACACAGUUCCAAUCAUGAAAAACAUUCAAAAAGUAAAAACCAUUCUAAUGAUAGUUCUUCCAAAUCUCAUAGUAAAGAAAAGAACAAAAUUAAAAGUACAUCUAAGAAGUGUGUUAAGGAUAAGGAUAAAUCUAUUCAUAUCAAGGAAAAGAGUAAAUCUAAUGCAAAAGAUAAUAAAACAAUUGUAAAGUUAACAUCAAUUGAAAGUAAGUUGCAUAAAAAAAAAGAAAAAGUGAAAGAGGAUUUAAAGAAAUCACAUAAGAAAAGAGAAACAUUGUUGGAUAAGGAAAAGUUAUUAAAAGAUAUUCCAGCAAGAAAAGUCUCGAUUGAUGCUCAUGAAAUUAAUAAAUCUGAUGCUUUCAUAGAACAAAAUUCAGUUAGUAGCUCAUCGGAUUUAGAAGAAAUUCAGUGUCCACAAGAGCCUAUUCUAAUUGAUUCAUCAUCAUCUUCCUCACCUAUUAUUGAACAUUUUGAAGAUUGUUCAAUGUCGCCAAAACUGAAUUUAGAUAGUGAUUCUGAUUCUGCUACAAAUAUACGACCAUCUUCAUCAGCAUCUGAAUAUGAUUCACCACCACCUGCCAAAAAGCUUAAGGGAGAUGAGGAUGAUUUGAAAGUCACUCCAGCUGUGUUUACAUCAUCGUUAUUUUCAGAUCGCUGGAAAAAAGCUCGUGAAACUGUAAAGAAAUCAUCAGCUGCAGGUAAAAUUAAGAUAGCUCAUGUUCCAAAUGUAAAAUCAUUAUUAAAUGCUAAAGAUAAACUUAUUGCUAAAGCAAAGUCGCCUACUAAGGAUGAUCUCACUAAUUCUAAAAAAAUUGAAGACAAAAAAGAUAUUAAUGCUGGUAAGCGUCUUAGAAAAGCACAUAUGCCCUCAAAAGAAAGAAUUAAUUAUCCAUCCCUAAUUAUGGAAGAGAAUAUAAAGGUCCCUGUAUCAAUACGUCAGUCAUGCCUUAAUAAUUUAUAUGACGAGUAUCUUAAGUAUUGUGAAGAAGAAGAAGCGAAAGUGAAGGCCCAAACAGAUGAAAUAGAAAUCUGUAGAAGAGUACAUGUCCCAAAAACUUAUCAAAAUGCUGUUGCCCUCUCUUUGCUAAAAAUUAGAAAAUUACAAGGUAAAAGUGACUCAGAAAUAGAAAUGAUGUCUUCGAACAUUCUUUUUUCAUAUUCUAUUCCAGAGUUUACUUAUGGUUGGACCAUCUAUAAGUGCUUUGCUGAGUAUUUAAUGAAAGAAGAAGAAUUCAUUAGUCAUGGUUUCCCUAUUGAAAUUAAAUCAAAAUCAGGCAUUGGUUAUAUUGAAAAGAGUGCUAGACGUUAUGAUGUGAAACAGCCAGAUGAUCCUAAUUUAAGAAUUUGUGCGAAUUGUUCAAACAAUUAUUAUGUGGAUGAUAAGGGGUUUCCAGUUAAAGAAUAUGAUUGUUUUUACCAUUGGGGUAGGUUAGCUAGGACAAGAGUUAGAGGAGGUAUAACUGAAUUUUAUAGGUGCUGUAAUGGUGAAAUAGGUUCUGAAGCUUGUACAAAUGGAAGGUAUCAUGUUUGUAAUAGUUACGAUGAAGAUUGUUUAGAAGGAUUCAUCACCUCACGUCCAUCAGACAAAGAACCAGAAAAAGCAGGAAUAUAUGCCAUGGACUGUGAAAUGUGUUAUACGACAAAAGGCCUAGAUUUAACAAGAUGUACUAUUGUUGAUGUAAAUGGGAAAAUGGUGUAUGAUGAGGUCAUUGUACCUGAACAUCCAAUUCUAGAUUACAAUACUAGGUUUAGUGGAAUUACUGAAGAUAUGGUACUAAAGUCAAGAAAAAAAUUAAGACAUGUGCAAAGAGAUUUAAUGAAGCUUAUUAAUGAAAAGUCAAUUUUAGUAGGUCAUUCAUUAGAAAAUGAUUUCAAAGCUUUGAGGCUGUUCCAUAGAACAGUUGUUGACACUAGUAUUGUUUUCCCUCACCAUAUGGGCUUGCCAUACAAAAGGGCUUUGAAGUUGAUUGCCAAAGACAUUUUAAAAAUUAAUAUCCAAGAAAAUGAGUCAGGACAUGAUAGUUACGAGGAUGCCAAUACAUGUAUGCAAAUAAUGAUGGCUAGAAUAAAAGAAGAUGCUAAGAAAAGGAAACCAAGGGUAAUCAUCAGUUUGGACUCUAAAAGUAAAACAAAAUCUAAUACUGCUAGGUGAAUCUGAAAGUUUGUUACUAGGGAUUGUUAAAUGUGAAAAGGCCAAUUUUUGAGCUUUCUUCUUAUUCACUGGUAUCCAUUUAUUAAUAGGAUCCAAAGUCUUGGAUAUUGGGUUAAUAUUUUGUAUAAUCAGGAUUUCUAGGCGGUGAUCAUUUUACACAAUUUCUGUUUGUGUGGAAAUAUUUUUCUGACCACUUGAACAACUGAUGAGUUUUUAAUAACUUUGUUAAUUGGUGGCUAUAUAUUAUAUCCAAUCCAUGUUGGAAGUAGUUGCCCCUCAGUUUAUUUGAUAAUUCUCAGGAUUUGUGAUUUUCAGUGGUUUUGAUUCUAUAUUUAUUUAAAUAAUGACUUUAUAUCUUUUAUUAAGUAUUAAUUGAAGGAAUACUAUAAAAAGAGAAAUGUCUUGAUAAACUUUUUAUAAAAGCUACAAUUUAACUGUGAUAAUUUUAGAUUCAAUAGUGAUGAAUUAGAAAUAUGAAAAUUGAUGAAUAUAUUGUACUGUAACAUAUGUGUGUAUAUAUACUAUAGUUGAUUAUUUAUUGGAUUAUAGUUCAUUUUGAAUGUUAAAAAAAAUAAAUUUUUUUUGUUAUUGUCAUAAUUAUUAUUUAAAGUACCAUUGUACUUAAUUUAUCUCAACAAAUUACUGGGCUGCCACCUAAUAUGUAUCCCAUUAAAAUUGUUACACCGUAAUAUAUAUAUUUUUGCUUAAGCAUAAAAGAAUAUUAAACAAAAAAGAUCUGUUUAAGAGGAAAAAACAUGAGUAAAUAACUAAUUUUGUAAUAAAAACAAUAUAUUCCCAGGAAAAUUUUAUGAAUAUAUUUAAUUUUAAAAGUUUGUAAUAGAUAUGGGACACUUCAAAAGAACAUUUUUUCUUGAAAUUGGAAUUUUUUUUUGUUUUUCUUUUAUAAGUGAUGUAUCUAGUCACAUAAAUACUUAUAUGACCGAUUGUCGGAGAUAAUUCAGUAGUAUUAGAAAGAGUCACCCUUUGAAGAUAGAGCUGUUAACUUUCAUAAAUUGAGAAGAUUGAAGACUAUGAAAGCAUCCUGAUGGAAUGUCGUGUAAAAUUUUUAAAACAUUGGUGUUUUAAUUUCUCACCAAACCAAGUCUGGACCUGCAUGCAUUACUGGAAUGACUUUAAAAAAAUUCUUAGAGUUUCAAACUUUUUUUUCUUUUUAUUACAAACUACACUUCUUUUUUCAGCCACACUUAUCCAUGUAGUUUAACAAGUGCUUCAAUUUCAAUAUCGAUCCUUUGAAAAAUAGCAUGAAAUUAUUUUUAAAAAUGUAUUCAUAUAAAAGUUUUAGGAUUGAGGAAGUAUGUAAGAUUUGCAGACUGUCCAAGGAAAUUCAAGAUUGCAUCAAACUUACUCAAUUAGUUCUUAAUUUAAUCCUCUGGGUUCAUUAUCAGUACAUAAACAGAUUUGAAAUUAAGAUGCCAUUUCAUCAACAGCUGCAAUAGAAGAUCUGGCAAUGACUGAAAUAUCUUGAUAUAUCUGUGUUUAUUCACAAAAUAUUGAUAAAAUAAGAAGAUAUACAUUAUUUUUCUGUUGCUCAAGAGUGAAUAUGAUUGGUAUUUAAUCUACAUACAAACGGCAAUGGAGGUUCAAUCGAAGCUGAGUUGUGUUGAUCUCAACAAUCAUAGAAUUGAACCAGGUGUUCAUUUUGUGCCUGGUCCUGAUGCAUGUACACUUUGUGUCUGUGACAGUGGAAGCCCAAAAUGGUGCAAAGCUGUUCUUUGCUCACCACCACAGAACUGUAAAUCUUUCCGUGUUGGCAAUUCAUGCUGUGAUUUUAUUUGUUUGGAUGAUACUCUUGGUAAACCUGAACCAGAACAUGAUUUCAGUGCAGAGCUUGGUUUACGUCUUAUAGCUACAGCAAUCACAGCUAUCCUUUCACUUUCUCUGCUUUUCUUUCUUCUUCAUAGAUUAAGACAAAGGAAAAUAAGAGGUCGGCAAGAUAGAGAACUAACUGAGGAAGAGCGUAGUCUUGGCAGUAUUGGCUACAUUGCAGGAAGCUUGGGAUACUUGCCAGAACAUCAUUUUGAAGGAACUGGUGCUGGCUAUCCACUUUGGAAGCCAACUUUUUAUCGAGGUGAAGCUCCACCUCCUUACGAAGAGGCACUUGCUGCUGCUAGAGCAGAAGCUGCUCUUGCAAGAGUUCCAGGCCCAAGUAUUGCAUCUCAAAUGCAAUCUCAACAUAGAACAAUUCCUGUGAAUUUGGCCACAAGUGGUUUACUUUUAGGUAGUACUUCUCCAUUACCAGUGGAAACCAUAAUUCCUCCAUCUGAACCUCCACAAUCAAAUGGAGGGGAAAUUGUAGCUGAAGUUGUUGUUGGCUCAGGAGUAGCAUCAAUCGAGGAAAAAGAAGAUAUAUCAAACAUCAGUACAUCAAGCAUUGGGGUUGUUAAUUCACAGAUCAAUACAACAGCUGCUGUAGUUGAAACCAAACGAGAAGGACCCACAGCUGAUGAGAGUGAUGAUUACCGUAGUGAAUGUGAAAACUGCAACAUGAGACAGACGCCUGGGUAUGAAGAAGACUUGGUUACCAUGACACUUCAUCGAAGGACUGGUGAACAGUGUGAUCAACAUUUUUACUGUAGAGCAUCUCUUACAUUGCCUACACACCCCAGGAAACAGCUAAGAUGUGGCAGCGGUAUGCAAGAGGGUGUUACCAUGCCUUGUGCCAGAGAAAAUUGGUUUAGUAGCAUGCCCGAAUCCUCAACUUCUGAAGAAGAUGAAGAGGAAGAAUAACAGAUAAGGUAUCUAGCUCAAGUCCGAUUGCGGCAGGAAACUGGUGUGUGAUAUUGGAACAUACCAUUCCAAGCUAGAAAAUGCCCAAAAUUUAAAACCUACUUCUUUAUAAGUUACCUUUAAGCUAAUAUUAAUUUUAUAUUUAUAAAUGUAUUGAUGUUUUAUUGUUGUACUACAUGAUGAUGAAUGCAUUUUGACUUUUUCAAAAUAUUUUGAAGACCGAUAAGAUGGUAGAAUUUUUAUUAUAGUGAUUUUAAUUACCAUUUUGAUUGAAAAUAAUGUCCAUAGUUCCUUUAUACUAUAUUCUUAGUAAUAUACUGACUUCAAAUAAUAAAAAUAAUAUUAGACUUCUUAAUCUCUCUUACGACACUGUCAAUUAGUUUAAAUGCAGUGUUUAUUAAUUUUGUUUAUCUACUUCUUGUAAUUUUCUUGAAAAUACUAUUGUGUAUAUAUUUUUUAUUUUCAUUUCGCUAGUAUAUUUAUAUAAACAUAUGUAUGUUUUUGAUUUUAAAACAAAAUCGACUAAAAGAAACCUAAGUUUUGUUUUUAGACUUGUAAUUCAUAUAUAUUGAAAAUCGAUUGUAAUUAACUCUAGAUUCUCACUGCUUAUUAAAUAAUGAGAGUUAAACAAAUAAAUAUUAACCCAUUAGCGCCAUUCAUUACCAUAUGUUAACAUAAAUUGGUUCUUGACCUUGAAUAAAUUGGUAAAAAGAGAAGCAGUGAAAUCUUUCCUUUAAUUUAAUGUCAACUCGAGAGUGGGCCAGAGUUUUGAAGUUCCAAUGUAGGAAGUUAUUAAAUCAAUAGAGGGUGGUCAUGAAAAUUAUUUGUUGGCUUAAAAUGUAUAACAUGCUGUACCUAUAAUGAAAAAUCAGAUACCUUAUAUUUAUAUUCAUACAGAAAGGAUAAUUCUAAUUUCUUCAUGGUUCGGAAAAAAAUUAUUUCUUUCUCCUAGGGUAAAUAUUUUAUUACUUAAAUAGUCUGGUUACAUAUUCAAGGUUUCGGAAACCUACCAUCUUCAGGAAUUUUUUUUUUCUUUGUUCCUAAAACUUUUCAUACCAUUAUUUGUUAUGUCAUCAUAUUUUAAAAUAUUUUUUACAAUUGUUCUACUUAUGAACAUACUUAUCGUCCUUAUAUUGAGUGUUUAAGAUAAGCUCUUUGAAAAAAAUAUGGUGCUGAUAGAUAAAUUAAUGGAGUUACAAUAUUUAAUUGAAAUAAAAAUAUUCACCUAAAUAAUUUAUUUCAAUAAUUCAGGGGAAAUUCAAGACAGUGUACUCACUCUCCAUUACCAUAUGGUAACAGGCAAAACUUGCAAAACCAAAAUUUUUAAAAAUGAAAAUGGAUUCAAUAGUUAAAAAUAUAAAAAUGAUUAGGUGCUAAUGGGUUAAAAAUUCAAUUAUUUCAGAUAAAGAGAUUGGUUGAUAAUCAAUGUUUGGGAUAAUAGUAAUAAGAUUUGAUAUAUUUUUUAAAACUAUAAAUUAUAAAAUUUACCAAAAAGAAUUUCUCUAUUAUUAAUUGAUGAAGAGUUAGUGUUUAGUUGUGCUGGAUUAUUGAACAUGAGAAUACUGAUGGAUCUUAGGUUGAAAUUUUUUUUUAUUGAUUAAUAUUUUUGCAAUCUUCUGGAAACCAUUGCCAUGUUGGAUUGUAUCCCAAAUGAUUGUUUAUGUAAAAUGUUUGUAUAGGUAUAUCAUUAUUUUUUUUUUGUUAUAUAUAUAUAUAUAUAUAUAUAUAUAUAUAUAUAUAUAUAUAUAUAUAUAUAUAUAAUAAAGAAGUAAUCAUAAUGAGGUUUAACAUGUUUGAAUUAAUUUAUUCUUACUUUUAUAUCAAUCAAAUUUGAUUUAAACAAUAUUGCUAAGAGAUUGAGAAGGUAGCUUAAAAAAUUAUUGGUAACGUGCUGGUUUCUACUUCUGAACAAACACUACCAUUAUCUCAUGCACGAUCUACAUAUAAUUCAUAAAUGAAACUGUUUUUACAUGGUUCAAUCAAACAACAUUGAUAUUGGAUGAAAAUUCUUAUGCAGAUAAGGGGCAGUCCCAAAACAUCUUUACAUUUCAAAUUGACAAAACCUAUUUGAACAUCCCUCAGAUUAAUACAAUAAUUUUUUAAUUUGUUUUUAAAUUUAAAUUAUGUAACAUAUUAACAAAACAAAUAAGUUAAUAACAUGUUUUGUUUAAAUUAUUGGCUUAUCCUUUUUUAAAAAGUAUUAUAAAAUAUAAAACUUAAAAAUAUUAUAGACAAAUGUUUAUCUGUUAUUUUACAUUUUAAAAUAUUUUCCUUCAAAUUAGAUAUUACGAGAUAACAAUGCAGAGAUGUUUUCAUUAAUACAUAUCAUUUUACCAGCAGUUAACAUUUAAUAGUUUUUCCAAUUCUUUUGUUUAAUUGCAAGUCCCAGCAUUUCAUGGUAUCACCUCAUUAUUACAUUUUCAAAUAGUUCUUUCUAUAUUUGUUGCAAAUAUAUUUAAGUAGCAUUCAGUUUUUUAUGAACUAUGUUUAAUUUCAUUACUGCUAUUAUCUUAAUGGCUAUCUUCCUACAUAAAAAAAAAAAAAAAAGAAAAGAAAGAAGAAAUAGGAUGUGUUGAUUAAACAAACUAACAAAUUUAUGGAAAUCUAUGGUCUCAAUAAACACUUUUAAUGUUAUUAUUUAUUGAUAUUACAUUUUUUUUUCUUUUGAAGUUCAAUGUAAACAAAUUCAAUAUCAAAAUCAACGCUACAGAUAGUUUAUAGAUUAGUUUACAGAUAGUUAUAGUUUCGAGUAAUAACAAUGUCUGAUUUGACUACAUCAAUCAGCAAUUUUUUCUUCAUUUCUUCCUCUUAAUUUUCAUUCCUUAUUUAUUCAUUUUUUUUUUAUAUGUUUGGUAAUUUUUAUAUUUAUUUUAUGUCAAUUUAAAUAUUUAUGCAUUCCUAGAUCCAACAGUAUCUAAUCCUUAACUUAAUUAUAGUUAAAACAUCUGUGAAGUUGACAGUUGACACCAUUUCACAAUGUUAACUUCCUUCAAAAUCAAUGAUGCUAGAAAUACCUUGUUCAUUUUUUCAUCUGAUAACUAAAAUCAAUGAAUCCAUAUUUGCCGCAUGGAGUGUGUAACAAAAAGUAAAAAUAUUGUUAUUUAUAAAUAGUUAUGUUUUAGGACACUAUCUAAGUUCUAUGUUUAAUAAUGUUAAUUCUAUACUGUUUAUAUUUCUUUUGCUGGUCCUUCCUACUUUACUGAUAACUUAACUAUUCAACUAUUCCUUUCUUUAACUCAACAAAUACUUAUUUCUUUUAUCACUUUUGAAACAUAAAUAAUUAAUGGCUUAAGAAAAAUUAAAUAAAUCCCAAGAAAUUACAUUCAGUUUCUAUUGAAACAUACUGACUGCCUUUCUUCCUCUUUAACUCUUAUUUGGGUAGUUAUAUGAUAUUCCCGAAACCUUGCCAGGUGAAUCUCUUUGAAUUCUCCUGAAUUUCUGUAAAUUUAAAAAACUUCUUAUUGGUUUUGCUGGUUUCAACCUUUACUCUAUAACAUUACUUUGUCUUCUUUCUAAUCACUCCAAUCAAAAAAUCCUUGCAAAUCUUCAUCAAUUUUUAUUAUAACUUAAUACAAUUCAUCACAAUGGUCUUUCUAUCCUCCAUGUUUCAAAAUUGAACAGAAAUAUGUAAUCAAAUUUGAUGUUAACCCAACCCAGUAAUCUCAUUGUCUUAUUUUCUCAAAAAAGUAUAUAUUUUCCAAAUAAAUUUGAAACUAUUAAUCUGAUGAGGCUAUUUUUAGCUUCUAAUAUUUUUUAAUGUUUUGUAAUUUUUCUUUUCUUUUUUUUUAUUAGACUUUAUAAUCACUGUUAUUAUACAAUAGAUGUUUGCUGUUUUUAGUUGAUUGAUAUGCAUUUUUCAGGCUGUGACUAGUUUUUGAAGACAAAACAUUAAUAAGCCUAUGAAAAGAAAUGUGUACAUAGUAUUAGCUGAAUUAUGUUUAUUGCUUUAAUUAACACAAUUCCUCAAUCCAUUGGUUUUUGCUUAUCUCUGACUUUAGUUUUUAAAUUCAUUGUUUAAAUGUUGUUAUAAAAUAAAUUUAGUCUUUCAAACAUUUCUCAAUUUUUGUAUGUUUAUUUUAGUGUAAAUAAUUUUUUUUUUACAAUUUAAAUCAUUAACAUUAUAAAUGUAUUGAAGCAAAUUAUUGAUAAUUCUGAAUAUUUAAGUAAUUGGAACAUGAAGAAGUAAUUAAAAAAGCUGUUUGAAUUGUUUUUGUGAGCCUUCUUCUUCUUGGUAUUUUUAUCAUUACAAAAUUAAUAAUAAGGUUUUAAAUUAAUAUAAUUCAUGAAUUGUUAAACAUGAAAAAAUAAAUUUAAUUUAAAUAUUAUGGAUGUUCUACUUUUUGUUACUUAUUUCAGAAUAUUUCCUGAAUCAUGUAUAUAGUGUGGAUUUAAAAACAAACAAAAACCCAUUUCAAACAAAAUCUCCUAUUGGUAUUUUAACUUAGUAUUAACAUUACUACCUUAAAUUAUGGUAUUUUCACAAUAUCUACAAUUUUCCUUUGGUAAAUCUGUUUUGAAAAAAAGCAACUGGUCUUCCUUCAUUUUUUUGUUUUCACAAUCUGUUGGUUCACCUAAGUAAGAUGAAAAUUAAAUGUUGCAAUAUACAGUGAAUAAGGGGUUGAUGAUUUUAAUUACUAAUAGCUGCUGACCGUGUUGCACGGCCCAGUGUCGCUUUGAUUGAACAACCAUAGCAUUGCUUUUUCUUCCACAAAGCAGUUUGAUCUUCUCCUGCUUAUAAUUUUUGGAGCCACUCUAAUACUCGAGUGGCUGAUAGAAAGUCUAUUUUCUUCUUUCAAAAUAUUAUAAGCUUCAGUCAUAGUACUGAAUUUUCGUAUUGAAUCAUUGCUCUAUGUGAAUAAUAAUUUUCAAACAAUUCAUUUCUAAAAAAAAAGACAGCCUCAAUGAUGAGCAUACAAACUUGACAAGGAGAGUAACAGAGAUGAGGAAGGCCAUAGUCCAUUGCGUUUUUAUCAUUACUAUGGCCAUACUAUGUAUAUUAUCCCAUUAUAUGCGUGUGUAAUUCAUUUUGUGAUUGUAGAGAAUCAUUAGCACCAAUCUUAGAUUUCUAUAUGUUUUAAGUUUGUGAACAUUUACUUUUAGGUUAUUAAAGCAAUACUCCAACAUUUUGUACAUAAUGCACUAUUUCAAUAAAUUAUAUCCGGAAAUAAAUUUAAUGUUUAUGUUUAAUAGACUUUGUUUAUUUCUAUAAAGGAAUUCAGAAAGUUUAUAUCACUGUAGUUAGUAUGAAUUAUGUUUUAAAUCUUUUUUGUUAUAUUUUUUCUAAGGGUGCUUUAUUAGUAAUAUGCUUUAGAAUUCUGUUCUAUCAUAUGUUUUUACUUUUGCUUACCUAUAUUUAUUUUACUGUUGAUUUUAGUGUAAAACGUUUAUUUCAAUAAGAUAACAAAUUAUUUUUAUAUUAAAAAAUCGAUGGUUGUGAUUUGAUAUGUUUUAUGAAUUUUACUUCAACUCUAUUGCUAUUUGUUUCAUUUCCUUUUUUUUUUUUUAAAUAAAUAAGUCUGUCAGUCAAUUUUUAAGUUUGACAUUAAUUAAGAAAUGAUAGAAGGGCAUUAAAAAAGUAAUUCAGACAGUUUAUAACCAUAUUAAUUGAAGAUUGCUGUAACAUACCAUAAGUUGAUUAGCUAUAUUAUUUGUACGAAUUUCAUACACUACUUGGUACACUUUUGGUCUUAGGUUUCAUUAAUUCAUUAUUAUCUUUGGUCAUGCAUUAAUGUAUUUGAAAUUGUUACUAUACUGUUUACUUGUAAAAUAUCAAAAUAUAAUAUAAUCGAGGAUUACUGUUUGAAGAAUAUGUUUUUUUAGAUUUUUUAUUUUUCCCAUUUCAAUCCCCUCUCAUUCCCCUUAUUAUGAAAUCAUGGAUGAUAUUUGACAUAAAUGUCCGUUGAUAAAGUAUUGUUUUAUGUAAAAGAUUUUUGUGUAAUCUAAAAUAUUCCUCGAUUACCUAAAAAUAAUUAAUAUUUAAAAAUAAUUAGCUUAUACUUAAUAUUCCUGUCAAUAAAACUAUCAUCAUGUUGACAAUGUUCAUAUUUUUAAAGAAUUGAGCUGAUUUUAGACUUUGUUAUUAUUUUUUAAAACUAAUUUGUGUUACAGUUUAGUUGUUGGAUAUUUAUUUAAGUUUUGCUAUGUUAAUAUACCUCUGGGACCAGUAGUUGCUGGUGAACUUUUUUGUUAUUUUUUUGUUACCUUGAUUGUAUUUUACUUAUGAAAUGUGCUCAAUUUAAAAUAAAUAUAUAUAAUUGAUUU
This is a messenger RNA of Nezara viridula (southern green stink bug), 13318 nucleotides long. Lineage: Eukaryota; Metazoa; Arthropoda; Insecta; Hemiptera; Pentatomidae. The record is from the annotation of a GenBank genome assembly.